AUGGUUGGCAGUCAUGAUCUCCCCGACGUACCACGAUCCGAACCUGUUUUCCCUCCACCAUUGCAGGAGUUUCCUUCCUCUCCACCGUCCAUAGUAUCAGAUGCUGGUGUCCGACGCAAGCCCAAGAAACCCCCUCCCGUGACUCCACGAUCAUUCAAGAGAUUUUUUACACCCCGUUCCAUGCUGAAUGGAGGGAACAAUGCUAGCGAUGUGAGGACGAAUCGACAGGCCUUGAAGGCUCUGAGUUCUCCUGCUGUCAAUCGCUUGGGACCGGCUUUCACAAGAACGUUAAAGGCCGUUGCGACUAGGCCGGAGCCUUCAGAACUCCUGCGCACUCCUAGUAGGAAGCGGAAGUUCUCGUUUUCUUCGAUUGUCUCUCCUCUUCAGUCAUCACCUUUAAGAAAGGUGCGCAUGAGAACGCCAAUUCAAGAUGACGAAGAGGUGAAUGUCACAGUUCGGGACCUCGAAGUGAACACUGAGAUACGGAUGAGCGAGCCGAAACCUCACGUUAUCGCUAAACCGCUUCGUCAAGUGUCACCUAUUCGACGAUCGCAAGCAUUGCAGACAUCUGGACAAUUUUUCAUGCGGAGUGUCAUUGGUGCACGGGCGAGCCGGGUGACUAUUCGAUCUAAUUCUGGAGCUGAUUGGCAGGAUUUGACAUCGGCAUUCUACUCGCGGCCUUCGGACAGCCAUGCCUGUGCUAGUUCUACCGGAGAUCGCCUUGCUCUUCCCUUUUGUACCGCAUCUUGUAACAGUGAGUCAAUCCGACUCAAGACUAUCCCUACUUCUUGCACUGACGGUUCCAUAGCGAAUACACUCGUUGCAGUAGGCGAUGAAGAGGGAGGGAUUCGAUUGUUGGAUUCCGCUAAAAAUGACAAGAAUGGCUUUUCAAAAGCCUACCUUUCGUUUCGACCCCACAUGAACGCCAUUAUGGACCUGGAGUUUUCAUCAGAUGAUAUGCUGCUCGCAACAGCCUCUGGAGACCAAACGGCCCUGGUCAUCGAUAUGACUACACAGAAACCGAUAUACUGUUUGUCGAACCAUGUUUCGUCAGUGAAACGGGUGCAGUUUCAACCAUCAGCCAACAACAAAGUCCUUGCAACUUGUAGUCGCGACGGCAAUGUUAACAUUUGGGAUCUUCGCUGCAAAGGCUUUGAGAAACCUUCCCUCCAAGUUCGAUGCUCGCUCGAAUCCGACUCGGAGUAUGCAGCUGCUCCCGUCGUCCCCAAAAUGACAUAUCCUCAGGUUCUAAACACGAUACAUGGUGCUCACGCAUGGAUGCCCCAAGCCCCCGCUUCCGAGAAGCUCGAACCUCAAAUUGGGCGCACUGACAUCACUGUAACUUCAUUGGCUUUCCUUCCGCCUGGCCGCGAGAACUUAUUCGUCACAGCAUCUGAAGCUAAUGCCUGCGUCAGACUAUGGGAUCUGCGGACAGCGCAUAACAACCGUCGGGGCAGACCGGUUCUUCCUCUUUCGACUACACGAGAACCUGACAGUCAUAUUAAAUACAGACGCUUUGGACUCACUUCCAUGACAUUAGGCGGAGAUGGCUCGAGACUCUACACAUUAUGUCGCGAUGGUACCGUGUACGCUUAUUCGACGUCUCAUCUGAUCCUCGGACAUGCGCCGGAGCUCUCUUUAAACAAUGACCGCCCACGUCGUUCAGGAGGGUCCGACAAAGAGGGUCUCGGUCCCCUGUACGGUUUCCGUCAUCCGCGUUUGCAAGUUGCGUCGUUCUAUGUCAGGACCGCGGUUCGAAAGGCCACUGGUGAUAAACCGGAAAUGCUGGCUGUUGGAAGCAGUGACCAGUGUGCUGUUCUAUUUCCCACGGAUGAACGUUUUCUCUAUUCCGCCCCUAAACCAGCUCCUGAAGUUGAUCUUCCUCGGAACCCAAUGCACCUCACUCGCUCUGGUUUACGUCGUACGAACUCUGGUUUGUCUGGGAAAUUGGAAGAUACCAUACCGAUAUACCAAUCCGGAACGCCCUUGAUCGAAGGUCAUAAGAAAGAAGUCUCGGCUGUAUCAUGGACUGUAGAUGGGGAGCUCAUCACAGUCAGCGAUGAUUACAGUGCCAGAUGCUGGCGUGAAGGCUCCGACGACGCCAGAGACCUUCGGAUAGGUGGUGAGCCGGAACGAUGGCGGUGUGGCUGGGCUGCUACGAGAGACUCAUGUGAUGAUGAAUGA
Messenger RNA from Aspergillus oryzae RIB40, 2184 nucleotides. Its product is annotated as WD40 repeat domain-containing protein. Bases 1 to 2184 code for a protein of 727 amino acids. The transcript has 2 exons. Gene Ontology annotation, cellular component: nucleus. Gene Ontology annotation, biological process: proteasome-mediated ubiquitin-dependent protein catabolic process. The record is from RefSeq and is a predicted model, not a curated record. Gene Ontology annotation, molecular function: protein binding; protein-macromolecule adaptor activity. NCBI's taxonomy places the organism in Eukaryota, Fungi, Ascomycota, Eurotiomycetes, Eurotiales, Aspergillaceae.